GUCCCUUUCUCCUUCGCCUCUGUCUCCAGGUCUGGCUGCCUGGCUUUAUUGCUUCCAUAUCUUGUUACUGGUCAUCUAUAGUCCUGCCGCGGCGUGGUCUCAUGCGCCUUGUUCUUUACUUUCUUCACCUCCCUCCGAAGACGCUGCCUUGAGUGCUACGGCCUUGUCUCUGCCUAGUAGCAGCGCUAUUGCGGUUAGAGAGUCUGUCAACACCACCAGUGUCACCACUUUUCUACCCGCUGCUACUCAUUCUAACAAGGUCGGGCUUGCUUUCCGCGAUCCGUCACGUUCUAAUUAUUCCGACCUCGCGGCUCUACCUAACUUCCGCCAGCAGAUGGUACAAAAAGCCACCGCCGCAAUUGUUAUCCUUUCAUCACUGAUCGCAUACAUUUCAAUCAAUAGCUUGAUCCGGAUCGUGAACCCCUCAGCUUUUAUCUGGUCUGCUGAAGAUAAAGACGAGGCCCGCUGGAUUGCUUCCUCGCAUUCGUGGUUUGAUCGGAAAGCCUGCCGGUGGCUAGGGCUUUGUGGUACUGCGCAUUACCGCGCGGUCCGCCCCCGUUUCGGCCAGCAUAAGCUUGUCUCAGAGACACUCUCACCAGCGGAGUCUAAUUCUACUUCCUGGAGGGCGUUCUGGUCGAACGGGGGCAACCUUUCGGACACCACUUGGGACGAAUCAGAAAGGUCUCGUCGAGAAAUUCCAGACUACAUUUUCCGAUAUGCGCCUCUGGUCCACUUGUUUUCAGGCGAACAGUUCUGGCCUGGUGAUAUCGCCGAGCACCUUUAUCACACAACCCCAAUGCUGAAUUAUACACCGGUCCGCUCACAACAAGACCAUCCGACCCUGCAGGAUCUUGACCAAUUAAAUCAAUUUCAAGAAGGGCACUACAUAUUUUUAACGAGUAAUGACAACGUUGAAGAUCUCCCAUCCUGGAUGGAAGGAGAGAAAAACAUACCCGAUCCUCCUGAGGAUGGCGAUGUGGCGCAGUCCUGGGCCGAUUGGGACGGUCGAAUUGAUGGGAAUAUCCCGGGUGACACACCGGAAGAGAGAGCUAAGUGGUACGAUACAAGCCAAUCUGUGCAAGAUAGAGAAGGUAAUAGGACUCCGGAUAAGCUCGGCUAUUUAAAUUUAGAAGACGAGCAUGUUCGGGACGAACUUCGGAAACGGUAUGGUGGGGAGCCCAUCCGUACGGAGCGAACUGGCGGCCACAGCAAUGCGCCAGCUGUGCUGAUCGUAAUGGACAAAGGCAACGGCGUCAUCGACGCUUUUUGGUUCUAUUUCUAUAGCUUUAACCUGGGGAAUGUAGUUCUGAAUGUGCGAUUUGGGAACCAUGUCGGCGAUUGGGAACACUGUCUCGUGCGAUUCCACCACGGUAAGCCCAAAGCACUCUUCUUCAGUGCCCAUAGCGCCGGCGAAGCAUAUAGUUACGAAGCCGUUGAAAAGAUUGGCGAACGACCGGUCAUCUACUCAGCGCUAGGAACUCAUGCCAUGUACGCGACUCCCGGCAUCCACGACUAUAUUCUGCCAUGGGGCCUCCUUCAUGAUCAGACGGACCGCGGCCCGCUAUGGGAUCCUCUAUUAAACUCCCAUACAUAUACCUACGAUUAUGACAACGAUACCUUGCUUGCAUCCACUGUCAGCCCAGAUUCACCCACAGAAUGGUUCUAUUACAAUGGCCAUUGGGGUGACAAAUUUUAUCCUUUGGGAGAUCGUCGACAAUACCGAUUCGCAGGCCAAUAUCAUUAUGUGAACGGGCCCCUUGGUCCUCGGUUUAAACAUCUAGAUCGUCGCAAAGUGUGUCAAGGGCCUGAUGAGGGGCCUUGUGUGAUCAAGAACUAUAUCGGGGAGCACACAAGGGCCAAGCGGUGGCUUAGUACCGAUAAAGGGAGCCACUGUUGAAGGAUUUCUUCGGCUAACAAGGCCUAAAGGCUUGGUUCACUGCUUUUUCCUUUUUCUUCUUUGGUGAUUCCAUGCUAUAUCAUAGGAUAUACCCCGUCUGUUUCCAUGUACCUGACUGUGUAGACCCUUGACUUGAUGUUAAGAGUUUGAAGCGCAUGAAUUACGAUGGAUGAUGAAUAUACAACCACUACAUUGGAGCUUGGUAGGAGUUCUCCACUGGAUGGAGUUACCGAUGGUCGCAAUUUCUGCAUUUCUUAUACAAGGCGAAAGGGGGCUAGGACCGAAUAGAUAGCUGAGUCGAUGAAUAAACAAUUACUAUUGAAUGA
This is a messenger RNA of Aspergillus pseudotamarii, 2223 nucleotides long. RefSeq lists its product as uncharacterized. NCBI's taxonomy places the organism in Eukaryota, Fungi, Ascomycota, Eurotiomycetes, Eurotiales, Aspergillaceae. The transcript has 2 exons. The record is from RefSeq and is a predicted model, not a curated record. The coding region runs from base 335 to 1897 and encodes 520 amino acids.